CACCUGUGGACUUUCCCUCCCUUUAAGAGAUGGGCGCGGUAUUUUUAGGCUUCUGUCGAAGGAAAGGGAGGCUGGUGGGAGAGCCAUUCAUGCUUCGUUUCCUCCUUUCCGCUUCUUUCUUCACUCUCCUCUCCUCCUCUUCCUCCACUUCCGUGCCCUCUUCCUGUUCACGUCAUUGUCUUCUUUUGGUGGCAAUUUUACUUCAACCCCCGCCCACGAUAACACUCUCCAUUGGAUUAUAAAAGAAAAAGACACCUUUGACAGCCAUGAGUCGCGACCGUCUGAAUGACUUUAACAGCAAUGUAAAGGAAUGAAUCCCGUCACAAGUGGCCCUCCCCGAGAUCCAAAAACCCCUCGCCUGUGCACUGACCACCGACAGCGGCCCGCUCUUUUCAAUGCUUCUUAGUCGGAGCCCAUGUCGCAUCCGUAUCCAAGCUCUAAUCUCAACAGCGACAACAAAAAUAAUCAAGCCCCUGUCGAACUUGCUCCUCUGCGUGGCGAUGCGCUGAGCCAGUUCUUUCAAGAGACCGAAGUCAUCCAGACAAAGAUCCAGCAGUUUCAGUCCAGCGUCAAUGAAGUCGAGCAGCUGUUUACCCGGAACCUGAACUCCAGAGCAGACCCAGAAGCGAACAAACAGCUGGAGGAUAAGACACGAGCGGCCAACAGCCUCUCAACAGAGAUCUAUGACCGUUUGCGAGCCCUGACUCAAUCUAACAUGAAGGUGCGCACGAAGGAGGAGUAUGACCAGCGCAAAUUGAGGACAUCCACGCUUAGCAAGCAGUUUAAGGACGCCGUGAGCCGGUUUCAGAAUCUGCAGUAUGAGAAUGGACAAAAGUCAAAGGAGACACUGGCCAGGCAGUACCGUAUUGCUAAUCCUGCCGCGACCGAAGAGGAUAUUCGGCGAUUGGUUGAUGAGGAUCAGGGCGGUAUCUUUUCUCAACAGCUAUUGCAGCAGGCAAGAGGUCAGCAGGCAAUGCAGGCUUUGAACUCUGUUCAGGACCGCCAACGUGAAUUGCAUGCGCUUCAGGAGAAUGUUGUAGAGCUUGCACAGCUCUACAAGCAGCUGGAACAUCUGAUCUCGGACCAGGACCUCACGUUCCAGGAGGUCGAGGCCACGGUCAACCGAGCAGAACUUGAUAUUGAAAAGGGAUAUGCGGAGGUUGGCAUCGCCCGCGAUCAUGCAAUCUCGGCGAGGAAGAAAAAAUGGAUGGUCCUUGGUAUCAUCGUCGUCAUCGUCAUCAUCAUCCUUAUCAUCGGAGCGGCUCAAGGCUGGUUUAAGAAACCUGCAGCAUAAAUGCAUCAAGCAAGCUACGAUCGCUCAUCCCUGCUCGAUACCUCUCGUUCAUGUUUAUAAAUCCUUGUUAUCUAUCCUGUAUAUCAUUUGAAUCGAAGAUAUUAAAAAUGCAAACCAAGAUAUGCGUGAGUGACUCCGUAACUUGGUGCCUGUCGCAGCAAUGCAUGGACUUGAAACCCCAAGGGAGUAGAUACGACGUGGGUUUCUAAGGUACAAGGGUUUUUUGCUAC
Messenger RNA from Gamsiella multidivaricata, 1524 nucleotides. Its product is annotated as t-SNARE. Gene Ontology annotation, cellular component: plasma membrane; SNARE complex; endomembrane system. The transcript has 6 exons. The record is from RefSeq and is a predicted model, not a curated record. Gene Ontology annotation, molecular function: SNARE binding; SNAP receptor activity. NCBI's taxonomy places the organism in Eukaryota, Fungi, Mortierellomycota, Mortierellomycetes, Mortierellales, Mortierellaceae. Gene Ontology annotation, biological process: intracellular protein transport; vesicle fusion; exocytosis. The coding region runs from base 416 to 1294 and encodes 292 amino acids.